Messenger RNA from Scatophagus argus, 1911 nucleotides. RefSeq lists its product as uncharacterized. The record is from RefSeq and is a predicted model, not a curated record. The transcript has 3 exons. The coding region runs from base 507 to 1682 and encodes 391 amino acids. Lineage: Eukaryota; Metazoa; Chordata; Actinopteri; Scatophagidae.
UUUAUUUCAUCAAUUUUUUAUUUCACAAUGCACUUUCUCCAGAUGUACACACAGUAUUUAUAUGGUUAUAUUGCAUCUGUAUUUGAUCAUAUAAAUAUUUAUGUCUGCUCUGUACAUGUGCGCAGAAAUAUAUCAAAAUGUUAAAUACUCACUGGCUUCAAUUCCUGUUUCCCUGUUUCAGCUAUGAAGGCUGUUUCUUUGCUGAAAUGUUACUGAAACAGCAUGUAAAAUCAUGAUUUUUAUAUCAUCAUAAUAUCUUGAAAUAAGCCAAAAAUGUAUAUAACUACAGUGAAAAUCCAUCCUACAGUACAUUCUGUUCAACUGCUGCAAUAAAACCUGCUGAAAACUGUUCAUCAGAUUGUGUUUGCAUGGUCAGAAAACAUUGAGCAAAAAGCAUACACUCAUAUGUGCUGGGUGAACACUUUGUUCUGUCUCCACCCUGCGAUCUGACACGGUCACAUCUGUCAUUCCUGGAUCUCCUCUUGGCCUGCGUCUCUGUCAGCUGAAUGAGCUUUGGAAACUUAAAAACGUCACUGCAUGCAAAACCAGCAGGUCGAGUGAGAGAGGGAUGUUGCUCAGUGAAAGGCGAAAGCUUUCUAUCGCAGAACCCCGACUGGUUGAAAACACAAGAGCAUGCCGGGCUCAUGGAGCAGAUUCAUCAUCUGUGCUCCACACUGGACUCAAAGAUGGACAUGACAGAUGGUAACCACAUGGAGGGAAUGAAGAUGAAGACAGGGAACAAGCAAACUACGGAUAAUGACUUUUCUGCUGGACUAUCAGAUGAGGCGCACCAACAUCUGACAAUCAAUGAAGGGUCUUCCAGCAGGAGCAUCAGAGAGAGGUCCAGGCCCAGACUUCAGUCGACAAGAAGUUUCCCCCCUUACAGUCAGUGUAUAGGUGGACUCGGAGAGGAUGGAGAGUUGGACAACGUCCUCAACUCAGAGCUGAGCAUCACUCACCAUCCCCCUUUCAGACACGACGGCAUGACGAACCAAGAUGGGAAUGAGUUGGAGCACGGCACAGAGAGAAAAGAAUACUUGUUGAACAUGAGGUGUGCUAGGGAUGAAGUGAAGGCAAAAUGGAGGACGAGGAGGAGGCAGAGGUUAGGAGGGAGCUACGAAGUCGUGCCAGAUCGAUGGGAGAGCACACGGCCAAAUGGGAGAAGGAGGGUAGAAGAUGACAAGGAAAGAGGAGAGGGCACAAACAGUGAAUGGAAAUACUACAGGGGUACAAGCGCAAGUUUGGAGAUGGAGAACAAAAAAGAAGAGGAUGAAGAGAUGGAGAGAGCUCCCUUUUCAGGAGGAGAGGGAAAGAACGAGGAGCGUGUGGAGACCCCAGAGGACAGAGAGGCCGAGGAGCUGAAAGCGAGCCCCACAGCACAUCAGUGGUCCUCACCACAUCCAAUCCUCUCCAGGCUGUUGCACUCCUCCACCUCCUCCUCCUGCUCCUCCAUCAGCCUCUCCUCAGCAGAGAGUGAUGAAGUCUUCAGUGAAGGAGAGGAUGCUGGUUCAAAGAGGAGGACACUGAGGAAGUGCCGCUCCUGGAAAACCUACCUGACCAUGAUGCACUGGUCGCUGCAGCGGCAGAGCUCCUGGGUCCAGCUGGCUGGACAUCAAGGCACGUGUCCUGCAGUUCAUCCACCUACUACUGUGAUCAAGUCUGCACAUGAAUCUAACCACUAAAAUGAGAUAGUUCACAUUGCCCUCUAUGUCACUGUUGCUGUGUUAUAAUAUUUUAUCUCAAGAUCCUCAGGUUUUUUUAAGAACUAAGAAAAUGUGCGUUCUAGUUACACCGUCAAAAAGUUUGAACUUAUUCACAAAAGAAUCACACCAUCCACCGUCAGCAUUUAUGCCUUGUUGAACACAUCGACAAUCAAUCAGCCCUUGUCCCUUGCUUGGUGUUGUUGCUGUC